UGCAGGAGUCUCCGCUCAUCGCCGAUGCAGGAGCAGGAGAGGCCAACGAGACACCAGCGGUAUACCGGUGAAAUCUCCUCAUCCUUCCCCAGAGAUGUAGCCAGCGGAAUGAUGAUGAACUCUCGCCAAGACCUGGCCCUGCCUAAAUUCGCUGUUGCGAAUGCGAAGUGAGUACCGCAGGAGGGGCAGUGACCUUGAAGCCACAACUUGUGGCUUCAAGCACCUGGACAUGAAAGACCGGAACAUGAGCCGAAGGUUGGAUCUGUGGAAAUCAGUCCGCCCAACUUUCAAGGAAAGUGGAAUUCUGACAAUGCACAGCCUCAACGACAGACAGAUGGCACACACAGACCCCCACAGCGAGAGCCAGCAUGAAACCAGGGCCUCAUGUUUCAUGAGACCACGCCCUAAUUACUCUCACUCAAGCACGGCAGCAUCCGCUCCUCUGCCCCUCCCACUUGAGGGAAGCAACGUGGUCUGCCAGCUCGUUGCUCACCACAGCCUCAUCAUCCCACCCAAAGUGGGCAGAACCUGCCGAUCGACGGCUAGCUGCAGGAGGCUGCAUGUGAUGGUCCGCUCGCGUGGGGGUUUGGACUCCUGCAUGGAUGUGACAUCGGUCUCAAGUCCGGUGCGGGACGUGCUUGCGCACUGCCUUUGCUUGAGGAGUUGGUCUCGGUUGAGCUUUGAUGAGGCAUGGCUCAGUCGGGUGUCUGGUAUCAGAAGGCACUGCAGUGGAACAGUAUGGUGCUUUUGGUGGCAACCUUCCGCAUGGUCACGAGACGGUACACUUCGAUGAGGCUGGGAGAUGGGAUGGCUCCGGCGACCACCUGUUUUGGAGCAGCAUCUGCGGUGCGGAAGAAGUGUUCCCCUAUCUCUGACCGAGAUGUCUACAGAAUUCCAUACCUACUUGAUCAGACAUUCGUGUUUCUAGUUGCUGGCGCACCAAUUGAGAUUUGAGAAGUCGGGGACAUCAACAACCAUCAUUCCGACCUGCCGGUGCUACAGAUACUACCACCACUACCUAGACAUCACUGCAAUACCACUCACAGCUGUUGACAUUUUGAUACUGAAUCAUGUCGAUCAUACCACCAGAGCUCCUUACUGUUGAGGUAAUUCCUUGAACUUAUGUCAAAGCCCAGCGCAUGACACGGCCACCAUGCUCCUUCAUUUCAAUGCACAGUGACUGGUGACAUGGCCAGAAGGAACAUCUUCAUCUUCGUGUCAGUCGCAGCAAACAAAGCC
Parathielavia appendiculata is the source of this 1239-nucleotide messenger RNA. RefSeq lists its product as uncharacterized. The record is from RefSeq and is a predicted model, not a curated record. NCBI's taxonomy places the organism in Eukaryota, Fungi, Ascomycota, Sordariomycetes, Sordariales, Chaetomiaceae. Bases 161 to 793 code for a protein of 210 amino acids. The transcript has a single exon.